CACCCGGCGAGAGAAAAGCAGGGUCCGCCAAUACUGUCAGUGGCCGCCAUGUGCCGUCGCUCCGGAGGUGCCUGUCGAUCGCUGCACAUUUUUGUCCGAUCUAGCGCUGGAAAGGGUAAGGUCAAUGACCUCACAACAAUAGCUCUCCGCCGGACUUCGAUCUUCCCAGCUCCCAUGCUGAGCCCACGCGAUGCACGAUGCCAGCAAUCGAUGCGGAUUGGCGAACAUCUCUACCUCGAUGGCCGAGCGAUUAAGCUAAACACUGAUCACGGUAAGCUUCAGCAGACCGGGGCGCGCCGUCAAAUACAUCUAGGCUGGCCUCGCGCAUUUUACAACUCUUCCUCCCUUCCGACCUCAUCACCCAUUUCUCUCUAUCUGUGUCAAUCAGAUACAUUCUCUCACAAUGCAGCACCGUUUUCUGGCGCUGGCCAUGCUGGCCUCCGCCGACGCAGCCGUGAUCUCAACCUACACCACCGUCAUCACCAGCUCGGUCCUUCCGCCGUACUUCCAGUCGACGCCGGAGGUUUUCCAGGGCCCGACGCCUACAGGCAGCGAGCCGUUCCUGGCACAGACAAACCCUGUGACCUUCUCCGGCGCAACCACGACCACCUUCUUCCCCGCCUCGCCGCUCCAGACCCAAGAGCCUAUUCAAGACCAGCCGGCCGGUGACAACAUCUUCACGCAAAUGGGCAACAUUGGCCCGUACCGCUCUUCUCCCGGCUUCGGUGUCGACGAAUAUCCGCUUCCCAAUGGUUCGGAGAUCGUCUGGAUGAACAUGCUGGCACGUCACGGCUCUCGCUACCCCACUGAUCCGAACCCUCUGGGCUCCUUGAUCCCUGGCUCCGGCGCUACGUUCAGCGGUCAACUCUCGUGGUUGAACAACUGGACUUAUGUCCUUGGGACGAACAUCCUCACUCCCCUUGGUCGUCAAGAGCUUUACGACUCGGGUGUCUUGCACAACUACCAGUACGGGCAUCUGUUCAACCCGAAUUCGACGACGAAACUCGUCCUACGUACGACCACUGAGGACAGAAUGAGGAAAUCAGCCCAGAACUUUGCUGCGGGCUUCUGGGGGCUUGGUUACGAUGAAUAUGCGCAGAUUGAGUACAUUAUUGACGAGACCGGCUUCAACAGCACUCUGUCUCCCACCAACCUUUGCGUGAACAACAACAACUACCGCACCAGCGCCGGACAAAAUGUGAGCACCGAGUGGAUCGGCAACUACACCCAGAACGCGGUGAAGCGCCUGAACUCCAUGUCCAGCGGCUUCACAUGGAACGCGAGCACCGUGUACAGCGCCCAACAGCUCUGCCCAUACGAGACCGUCGCUCUCGGAUACAGCGAGUGGUGUGAUCUUUUUGAAUGGCAAGAGUGGGAGGACUUUGAGUACUCUAUCGACCUCGACUUUGCCGGCACGUACGGCUUCCAAUCGCCAACGUCGCGAGCGGUCGGUGUGGGAUACGUCGAGGAAGUGUUGGCGAGAUUGAACCACCAUCUCAUCACCAACGCCACGGCCGAGGUUAACGUGACGCUUGACAGCAUGAACUCGACCUUCCCGACCAACCAAAACCUCUACUUCGACUUCACCCACGAAGUCGACCUCUUCUCUACCCUCACAGCCUUCAGCUUCCGCCAAUUCGCCCCGCUGCUCUCCGCCACCAGCUACCAGGCGAACCGCGAGCUCAUCGUCUCCCACAUGGUGCCCUUCGGCUGCCGCCUCAACAUCGAGCUCAUCCAAGCCCCGGCGCCCGUCCCCACCAACCGCAGCGGCGGAUGGAGCGGCUACGAGAGCGGCGAGCCCACGACGUACAUUCACUUUGUCCUCAACCAGCGCACGCUGCCGCUCGGACAAAGCAUUCCGGCGUGUGGAGAUCGUGCGGACGGGUGGUGUGAGUUGAGCACCUGGAUGCAGGCGCAGGCUGAUGCGCUCACCCUGGCGGACUAUGACUAUGCUUGCAACGGGAACUACAGUCCUCCUGCUUGGGGUGCGAUUACCAACGGUGUGCCGCCCUCGUCUUAG
Molecule: messenger RNA, 2020 nt
Organism: Neohortaea acidophila
Lineage: Eukaryota; Fungi; Ascomycota; Dothideomycetes; Mycosphaerellales; Teratosphaeriaceae
Product: histidine phosphatase superfamily
Exons: 5
Coding region: 404-2020 (538 amino acids)
Molecular function (GO): acid phosphatase activity
Source: RefSeq, a predicted model, not a curated record